This is a messenger RNA of Cucumis sativus (cucumber), 1336 nucleotides long. RefSeq names its product isoaspartyl peptidase/L-asparaginase 1. Gene Ontology annotation, molecular function: hydrolase activity. The record is from RefSeq and is a predicted model, not a curated record. NCBI's taxonomy places the organism in Eukaryota, Viridiplantae, Streptophyta, Magnoliopsida, Cucurbitales, Cucurbitaceae. The coding region runs from base 151 to 1110 and encodes 319 amino acids. The transcript is spliced from 4 exons.
CAAUAUUAAUACAAACUAUAUAUAAUUUGGCAACCCAAAGAGAGAAUGGAGAGGUUGCACCAACUCCACUAUAUAAAAUUUCACAAUCCUUCACUAUAAGAAGUCUCGCCUAUCGCCGGCGAAUGAUCCCAAUAAUCCUUUAAGCUAAGGAUGGGAUGGGCAAUUGCUCUUCACGGCGGAGCCGGCGACAUUCCCCUCUCAUUACCAUCCGACCGCCGCCAACCGCGAGAGGAAACCCUCCGCCGUUGCCUGCAAAUCGGCGUUCAAGCUCUCAAAUCUCAGAAGCCUCCUUUGGAUGUUGUUGAACUUGUGGUACGAGAACUCGAAAAUUGUCCACAUUUCAAUGCAGGUAGGGGGUCUGUCUUAACAACCAAGGCAACCGUAGAAAUGGAAGCUAGCAUCAUGGACAGUACGAAGCGAUGUGGAGCUGUUUCGGGUCUCACCACUGUCGUUAAUCCCAUAUCUUUAGCUAGACUUGUUAUGGAGAAAACUCCUCAUAUAUAUCUAGCAUUUGAUGGAGCUGAAGCUUUUGCAAGGGAACAGGGAGUGGAGACCAUUGAUUCAAGCUACUUUAUCACACCACAGAACAUUGAAAGGCUACAACAAGCUAAAGAGGCAAACCGAGUGCAGAUUGAUUAUACGCAACCACUUCCACAAGCCACAGAACAAGAAACUGAGAAUCCAAGUGGUGAUAGCCAAAUAGGAACUGUUGGAUGUGUGGCUGUUGAUAACCAUGGAAAUUUAGCUUCUGCAACUUCCACUGGUGGAUUAGUGAACAAAAUGGUUGGUAGGAUUGGUGACACUCCGUUAAUAGGAGCUGGCACAUAUGCUAACCAUCUCUGUGCAAUUUCUGCAACCGGAAAGGGUGAAUCCAUCAUACGCAGUACCGUGGCGAGGGAUGUGGCAGCUCUAAUGGAGUUCAAGGGCCUGUCUCUAGAAGAAGCAGCUGCCUCUGUUGUUGAAAGUGUUCCUAAAGGCAAUGUCGGUUUGAUCGCCGUAUCUGCCUCUGGCGAAGUUGCGAUGCCUUUGACUACGACUGGAAUGUUUCGAGCUUGUGCAACUGAAGAUGGUUAUUCAGAGAUUUCCAUAUGGUCUUCUAAACAUGAUUGAAUGAAAACUGUUGUGAGAAAGUCAUAGCUGAGAUUUGGUUAUAUUUUCUGUUAUGGUUUGGUGUCUCUCAGCAUAUGUAAGAAUAUUCUUCCAAAAUGAUCUUCCAUUUCAUGUCUUCGGUUGUUUUCAGUGGGAAGUCGUUCUCAAUUAUGUUCAAUAAGGUUGUUCUGUAAUAUACUAAUAAGUUUAGUGUUUUGAAAGUAUUUGUAAUGUAGAGCUUAAAAAA